AUGAAGGUAACAGCCAUAUUUUUCCUCAGUGCCUUGGCCCUGUUGAGUUUGUCUGGUAACGCUAAAGCUGAUGUCCCAGGAACAAAGGCUGUAUGUAACAGCAAUGUGAAUGGAUGCACCAAGAUAUAUAACCCCAUCUGCGGGACUGAUGGGCAAACUUAUUCUAAUGAAUGCGAGUUAUGUAUGGAAAAUAAGAAGCGCGAGGUUCCUGUCCUCAUUAAAAAACAUGGGCCUUGCUGA
This is a messenger RNA of Pipistrellus nathusii (Nathusius's pipistrelle), 240 nucleotides long. The record is from the annotation of a GenBank genome assembly. NCBI's taxonomy places the organism in Eukaryota, Metazoa, Chordata, Mammalia, Chiroptera, Vespertilionidae.